UUUAAGAAACAAUGCUCCCUUCAGAAUGGAAGAAUUUAUCUGCCUCCUGUUUGAUGGGGUUCAGAGCUAAGAUGGCUGAAUAAAUAAGCAUGGGGGACUGGAAUCUCCUUGGAGGCAUUCUGGAGGAAGUUCACAUUCACUCCACCAUGAUUGGAAAGAUCUGGCUCACCAUAUUAUUCAUAUUUCGAAUGCUUGUUCUGGGAGUAGCAGCUGAAGAUGUCUGGAAUGAUGAGCAGUCUGGCUUCAUCUGCAAUACACAACAACCAGGUUGCAGAAAUGUAUGCUAUGACCAGGCCUUUCCUAUUUCCCUCAUUAGAUAUUGGGUUCUGCAGGUGAUAUUUGUGUCUUCACCAUCUCUGGUCUACAUGGGCCAUGCUUUAUACCGACUGAGAGUUCUAGAGAAAGAGAGGGAGAGGAUGAAAGCUCAAUUAAGGAGAGAACUGGAUGGGAUAGAGUUUGAAAUGCCUGCRAAUCAGAGGAGAUUAGAGCAAGAGCUCUGUCAGCUGGAACAAAGGAAACUAAAUAAAGCUCCGCUCAGAGGAACCUUGCUUUGCACUUACGUGAUACACAUUUUCACUCGUUCUGUAGUUGAAGUUGGGUUCAUGAUUGGACAGUACCUUUUAUAUGGAUUUCACUUAGAGCCUCUAUUUAAAUGCCAUGGUCACCCAUGUCCAAAUAUAAUCGAUUGUUUUGUUUCAAGACCAACAGAAAAGACAAUAUUUCUAUUUUUUAUGCAAUCCAUAGCCACUGUUUCACUUUUCUUAAACAUUUUAGAAAUUUUCCACCUAGGUUUWAAAAAGAUUAAAAGAGGGCUCUUGGGACAAUAUAAAUCGAGGAAUGAACACAAUGAAUUCUGUGCAAAGUCAAAACAAAGUCUAGCCAAAUAUCAGAGCACAUCUGCAAAUUCACUGAAACGGCUGCCUUCAGCACCUGAUUAUAAUCUGAUAGUGGAAAAACAAGCACACAGAGUAGCAUACCCAAGUUUAAAUUCAUCUUCUGUAUUUCAGGCAGAUCCUGACAAUCAUGACAUAAAUGAUGAGAAAAGCAUUUUGGAUGAACAGGAAACUAWUGAGAUGUACACACUUAGUACUACUUGCAGUCACCCUCAACACAUCAGCUCAAAAAAUAACAAAGACACUCAUAAAAUAUUUAGAAAAGAAGUUAAUGGUAACCACUUGCGGGAAAAAAGAGAAGUUGAUGGCAAAGAGAGCAAAAAGAACCAUUAUUCUAGAGAUCACUGUUCUAUUCCAGGUAUUGCUAUAGAUACAGACAACCACAUGGGGCAGUCACCCCACACAACUUUCUCCCUGGCAGCAGACUCCUGCACCUGGAAACCUCGGUGGCUCAGUACUACGUGGGGUCCCUCUAAAGAAGAUGCAAACCAAGGGUCAUCUCCUAUAGGUAACCUCCGGGGCCAGUUCAGAGAGAAACCUUCCUCCUUCAGAAACCUUCCUCCUUCAGAGAGAGACUUUCAACCACUUGACAUUCCAAAUACUUCAGAUUCUUUGGGAGAGUGGUCCUUUGAGUCAAAGUUUAUUAGAACCUGCAACAAUUCUACGGAUUGUCCUCCAAAUCAUUUAAUGUCCUUGACGAACAACUUCAUUGGUAGGAGGGUUCCAACAGACCUUCAGAUCUGA
Urocitellus parryii (Arctic ground squirrel) is the source of this 1637-nucleotide messenger RNA. RefSeq names its product gap junction protein alpha 9 (gene Gja9). Gene Ontology annotation, cellular component: connexin complex. Gene Ontology annotation, molecular function: gap junction channel activity. The record is from RefSeq and is a predicted model, not a curated record. Gene Ontology annotation, biological process: cell-cell signaling. NCBI's taxonomy places the organism in Eukaryota, Metazoa, Chordata, Mammalia, Rodentia, Sciuridae.